Messenger RNA from Giardia duodenalis, 945 nucleotides. RefSeq lists its product as uncharacterized. Lineage: Eukaryota; Fornicata; Diplomonadida; Hexamitidae. The transcript has a single exon. The record is from RefSeq and is a predicted model, not a curated record. The coding region runs from base 1 to 945 and encodes 314 amino acids.
AUGCAGAAAAGGCGGAAGGACGGGAAUUUGAAUCAGACCGUGUCCACGUACGCAGAACAAGUCAUUCAGGAUGGCGAAUGCUCCAAAGAAAGGAUCGAGCAGCUGGUCGGCAAGCUAAGGCCAUGCGAGCUAGGGCUGCCGAAGCAUUCAGAACAGGUCAUGGCUCUUCAGGAGCUGGCUCAGGUUGCUGCCAGGGACCAAGAGGUUGCUGCAUCCACAGGUACCAAUGAUGGAGUGUUCGAUUCAUCAGAGCACGUUGUGCAGGCCAUAGUCGCUAAUAACAAGAUAGGAUUGAUCCUUGAGCUUCUGGGAGACACUCUUCGUGAACUCCCUACGGUGCCUGCAGAGUCCAAUAGCCGGGUGCUUCUGUGCAGCGCCAUCAAGAGUCUUCUGAUUCUGGUGAAGUGCUGUUCAGAUACAUUGGAUGUGUUCGAGAUCUUCAACUAUCAAUCUUUCUUUACAGUCCUUUCGUAUGUUAGCAUCGUCACUGAGCUGGCAAAGCUGGAUAGCUCCAUUAGCGACUUCGCGUCCUUAUGUGCAAUACUUUACAUAUACUGUAUUUACAAUGCUGCCCGCCACGCAGAUCACAUGCAGAUGGGCGUCUCCGAUAAGCUCUUCAAGCUGAUGGAUACCCACAGAUGUGUUGCAACAGCACUGAAUUUAUACACUGACGGUAAUGUGAAUCUUUCGGAAGACUGUAUCAUAACACUGGCAGAGUUCCUAGCCGUCUUAGCCGAGUCGGAGAUGUUUCUGGACCAUGCGGAUACACACUUUGACCAGGGCACAAGCGCUUUAUUUCUGCAAUUCUAUGACAAAGAGAUAAAGGGAGCAAUGCAGAAUCAGGAGGAGCGACGAAAGCUGCUGUCUCUUGAAGAAAUAGUAAGUUUCAUUGGAAGAGAGCUGCCGGACGUGUGGUCGGCCUGUGCUAUUGAGGACAAACAAUGA